AUUUUCAAACCCGUCUAAACUUGUCCCAAACUUCGCAGUGUAAACUCGUUUUCGAAAUCCGUUCAGCGUUUGUACAUUUUUGUGCCCGCCUUGAGUAUUCCUACACUGUAUUUAUCCGUCACAUCAUAGUGUUGAUAUUCAUUCUUGAUUCCUCUGCUAUAUCUGCCCAAGAAUGAGUGACGAGGGGCGAGUUUUCGCCGAGGCCCUGGAGAAAGCCAAGAAGAUCGCCCAGCAAUUAGCCGGAGUGAAGCGCAGCGCAGAGGAUGACGGCGGAGCGGCAGGAACUCCGGUGAAACGUUUCGGCCUGGGCGCUCCCGGAGCUGCGGGGAUGAAUGGGAACGCCGUCGGGUUCCCCACUCUGGCUGUACCAAUUCAGGAGGAGUGGACCGUGCCCAACCGGAUGGUGGGGCUAAUUAUAGGGAAAGGGGGAGAAAACAUCAGUCGGAUCCAGGACAGCACCGGAGCCAAAUUGCAGCUGGGGCAGGAACCACAGGGCGACAAGCGCUCCUGCAUCAUUUAUGGGACGCCGAGCGCCAUCGCGAAAUGUAAAGAAAUGGUGAACGAAAUCAUUGAAAAGGAAGGCCAGCGGCAUGCGCCCGUUCCGACGGGAAUGAUGGGCGGGGGUGGGCCUGGGGGCGGCAUGCAGCACUCGCUGGGCAUCGUCACUAUUGAGGUGCACGUGCCCAAACACAAAGUGGGCCAGGUGAUCGGCAAGGGCGGCGAGACGAUCCGCAUGCUGCAGGAGAAGGCCCGCGUCCGAAUGUUCCUCAUCCAGGAGGUGGAGGCCGCUUCCCCCACCAAACCCAUUAAGAUCACCGGGGAUCCGGAUCGGGUAGAGUACGCCAAGAAACUGGUGGAAGACAUGAUCAACACACCGGAUGUCGGCGGACCCGGCGCUGGCCAGGUGCAGGAGCAGAUCCGCGUACCCAAAGCCAGCGUGGGCAUUGUUAUCGGCAAGGGCGGCGAGACCAUUCGGGAUAUCCAGAAUGAGACGGGCGCACGCGUACAGUUCAUUGGUUUGGAUAAUCCGGCGGAGAACGACAAGACCUGCCUGAUCAGCGGGAAGCCCCUGCAAGUGCAGGAGGCCAAGCGUAUGGUGGAAGAGCUGCUGCAGAAUAGUACGCAGAUCAUGAAGAACCCUAUGCAGCGCAAAUUCGAUGUAGAGGAGACCUACCGCGUGCCGGCCACAAAAACCGGAGUGAUCAUUGGCAAAGGUGGUGAAACGAUUCGGCAGAUUUGUGAGCGCUCCGGCGCCAAAGUGGAGCUGGAUCGCAAUCAUCCAGCCACGGCGGAGGAUCGGGUGUUCUGGAUGCGGGGAUCACGCAUGUGCGUGGACGCAGCCAAGCGGCUGAUUGACGAGAAACUGGCAGACCAGGCGAGAAAUUACGGCGACGGGACAAGUCGACCACCGGGCGGCGGGGGUGGCUACUACGACGGCGGCGCCGGCAUGAACUGGAUGGAUCCCAAUGCGCAGGCCGCCGGAGAUCCUUCGGCGGCAUUUUGGAACGCCUACUGCCAGCAGUACUACUCAAUGAUGGGCAACAUGCCCGGCGGACCACCAAUGCCCGGAGGGCCAGGCAUGGCACCCGGGAUGCCCCCGGGUGCGCCCUUCAUGCCGGGUAUGCCGCCUGCUGAGCUCGCUCAGACAGUUCCCACGGCCGUCCCCGAUCCGCAAGCGUCAGCGGCAUCCUACUACUACCAGGCCGCCGCCAACCCCGCGCCCCAACCCCAACCUGCCCCCGCCUCGGCGGCGGCGGUCACCACCACGGAAGAUGGUGGUCAGGAUUUUAGUCGCGCUUGGGUGGAGUAUUAUCGGUCGGUGGGUCAGCAUAAGGAAGCCGACGACCUGGAAGCCAUGAUCAAGGCUAAAGAAGCUGCCGGCCAGUGAGAUACCAUCGAUACAAAGACCGUCUAUGGGCGGCAUUGUUUUUGAAAUUUUUUUUCCACGAAGCGUGUCAAGAGCGGCAUUGCACCAGACACUUUUGUUUUUUCGUUUGUUAUUUAUUGCACCGUUUAUCUUGCAGAUAAACUUCGCUGAUUUUCUUUUGGAGUAAAUCGUGAGUUUCUUUUUCUACACUGAAUGACUAAUUUUUAUUCUGAGUUGCAUGAUUGCACUCGUUGGAUGCACGCAUUGUAGUGGUUUACCGUAUUCUGGGAAUCGUGUCGUGUGGGGAAUGUGUGAGCAGUGUUAUUCCAUUAUCUGGCAUCUGUAUAAAUUGCUUCCGUUCAAGUUUGCGCCGGAAUUGAAUGCUUUACAGCGUGCAGUGGCUUGCCUGUUAAGUUGUUAACUGGUUAUUCCAUUUUGUGUUUGUUGUCUGUAUUUAAGAAAAGAAUUGUUUUUCGAAUAACCAUGUAACACAUAC
Paramacrobiotus metropolitanus is the source of this 2363-nucleotide messenger RNA. RefSeq names its product far upstream element-binding protein 1-like. Gene Ontology annotation, cellular component: nucleus; cytoplasm. Gene Ontology annotation, molecular function: mRNA binding. Gene Ontology annotation, biological process: regulation of DNA-templated transcription. The coding region runs from base 173 to 1888 and encodes 571 amino acids. The transcript has 12 exons. The record is from RefSeq and is a predicted model, not a curated record. Lineage: Eukaryota; Metazoa; Tardigrada; Eutardigrada; Parachela; Macrobiotidae.